GAAAAGAAAAACUAUGUCGCAAUUUCUUAUACCUGGGGAGAACAUCCGAACAAGAGCAAAUCUCUCUUUCUCGACGGCUCUGUGUUCCCCUGUACUGAGGCAACAUAUAAUGCUCUGUACCAAGUUUCCAGCAUGUGGACAUCACCACUCAUUUGGAUUGACUAUGUCUGCAUUGAUCAAUACAACGAUACAGAGAAGGGCGGACAACUGCAGCUCAUGAGAUACAUUUAUUCUCGAGCAGAAGAGGUUCGGGUG
Mollisia scopiformis is the source of this 255-nucleotide messenger RNA. RefSeq lists its product as uncharacterized. The record is from RefSeq and is a predicted model, not a curated record. The transcript has a single exon. The annotation marks the transcript as partial. Lineage: Eukaryota; Fungi; Ascomycota; Leotiomycetes; Helotiales; Mollisiaceae.